AUGAGCAGGCAGGAGGCCAACAAACAGUUCUGGGAAGCAAUCUCCGACCUGACCAUGAUGUGCCACUUACUGCGCAGUAUUUCGAUGACCAUCUGUGGUAUGGUGACUUGGGAGGUCGAUGCAGAGGUUCAAGUGCACGCCAAAAGAGUAAUACGGCUUCUGGCUCUCUACUCCCUGGCGGUCCGGGAGUUCUUCCAGCGCACUGGGAAGAAUGCCACCACCAGUAAAGAGCAGAUGGACCGACUGCGACAGGAUGUGGCAGCAUUGGCAGGCGAUACAGAAUGGUCCAUCUUGUAUCCAGGAGAAGACAAGCGUGUAUCAGGCUCGGCUUCCUCUCAUGACACCACUCGACCAUCGAUUAUUCUCUUUUGGGUCACGCUCUCGCUGCGCAAGAUCAUGGACUACCAGGCAACAGAAGCACCAAUCAUGAAUGGUUUGCUGACGCAGCUGGCUGCCGUAGGCGCCUGCUUCUGGAAUAUGGACAAGAUCGACAAGACCCAGUUCCCAUUUCCGUACUGCCAGGUUGUGAAAUGGCUCACGAUCGUUUUUCUCGGCAUUCUUCCAUUUAGCAUUGCCGCAGUGUGCGGUUGGUGGACGCUGAUGUUCUCCGCAAUUGCGGCAAUUGGUUUCUUUGGCUUAGAUGAAGUGGCUGAGAUUCUCGAGUCGCCAUUUGGGAAUGACCCCAAUGACCUCGACCUACGUGGAUAUUGUGACGCUCUGAUGUCGGACAUGGAACUCAUAUGCCAAUGUCGAGAGUUGAAGCUGGACUUCGUUCUGAAAGAGAACGAAAAGGUCGAUUUCUCGCAUCUGCUGGCGAACUUUGACAAACAGAAGCAGUUUCAUCAACACUUCAAACGGCAGUCCGUCGCAUUGGCACAGUCGGGCGAAUUCUCACGCGACAAAUCGGGCGAAUUCUCACACAGCUCCGGGUCACAAGAGGAGGCUGGCAGAUCCGGUCUCAAGAAGGAUGAUGGCAUCCGGGGUGAGGCCUUGGAUUCUGUGAUGCCCGGAGCUGUCCACACGUCACGGGGUGAGUAG
Symbiodinium sp. CCMP2456 is the source of this 1038-nucleotide messenger RNA. NCBI's taxonomy places the organism in Eukaryota, Dinophyceae, Suessiales, Symbiodiniaceae. The record is from the annotation of a GenBank genome assembly.